AUGCCACCACUGGAUAAGAGAAUUAAGAAGUUUUUAAAGGACUCCAUUAGAAUUGCGCCCAAGAUAUCCGGUAAGGGCGAAUUGAGUGAAUUACGAACUGGUUUAGUUUCUCAAUACCCACAGACCCGGAAAGAUGCAAUCAAGAAAACGAUCCAGCAAAUGACGUUGGGAAAAGAUGUCUCUUCGCUUUUCCCAGAUGUCUUAAAAAACAUUGCCACGAUUGAUGUUGAGCAGAAAAAAUUGGUUUAUCUUUAUGUGAUGAAUUAUGCUGAAACACAUCCCGAGUUAUGUAUUCUCGCCGUUAACACAUUCAUUACUGAUGCACAAGAUCCCAAUCCCUUAAUUCGUUGUAUGGCAAUCAGAACGAUGUCAAUGAUAAGAGUUGACAAAAUCCUCGAAUACAUUGAAACACCUCUUCGCCGUACCUUGCAUGAUGAUAAUGCGUAUGUCAGAAAAACCGCCGUAAUAUGUGUGGCAAAACUUUUCCAAUUAAAUAAGGAUUUAUGUGUUGAGUUGGGUGUCGUUGAGGAUUUGGUUAAUGCCUUAGAUGACUCAAAUCCCCUCGUGAUUGCAAACGCAACAGCAGCAUUAAUUGAAAUUUACAAUAUGGAUAUGGAUGCGGUUGAUCUUUCAAGUUUGAUUCAGUCGCACGUUUCGCAGUUCUUACUGGCUUUGAACGAAUGUACGGAAUGGGCGAGAAUUAUCAUACUAGGAACUCUUUCCGAAUAUUCGGCAAAAGAUUCUUUAGAGGCACAGGAUAUCAUUGACCGAGUAACUGCACAUUUGCAACACGUUAACCCAGCCGUUGUUCUGGCUACAAUAAAGGUGAUCGUAAGAAAUUUGCCUCAAAUCGAAUAUUCCUCGAACAGUCUGAUAAUGAAAAGAUUAUCAUCUGCUCUUGUAUCACUGAUGUCUACUCCGCCUGAAAUGCAAUAUGUUGCUUUGAAAAACAUUAGAAUCAUAUUAGAAAAGUACCCAGAGCUAUUAACCAAAGAAUUGAGGAUAUUUUAUAUCAAAUUCAACGAUCCACUUUACGUGAAAUUGGAGAAGAUAGAUAUUCUCGUGAGACUAGUCGAUCCUUCCAACUUAAAACAAUGUACUUUGUUGUUGACGGAACUGAAGGAAUAUGCAAUGGAAUAUGAACCCGAGUUUGUUUCAAGGGCUAUUCAAGCUUUGUCUCAAUUAGGUAUUAAAUAUGCACAAGAAUCGUUUGUCGGUAAGGUCUUAGAUAUUCUUUUAGAAUUGUUAGAAAGGCAAGAUACAAUAAAAGACGACUGCUGUAUAUCAUUGUGUGAUUUAUUGAGACAUUGCCCCGAAAAUGAUAAGAUGGCCAAACAAGUUUGCGCAGUAUUUAACACUUGGUCAAAUCCUGAAGUGUUAUUACAAUCAGAUAUUGCAAAGUGUAACUAUGUUUGGUUGUUAGGACAGCAUCCAAACAAUUUUUCCAAUUUAGAGUCAAAAAUUAAUAUCUUUGUAGAAAAUUUUGUUCAAGAAGAAGCUUUGACACAGAUGUCCUUGUUAAUGACAGUAGUCAGAUUACAUACCACUUUAACGGGUAGUGUGCUACAAAGUGUCCUGGAACUAGCCACACAACAGACACAUGAAUUAGAUGUCCGAGAUAUGGCUAUGAUGUAUUGGAGAUGUCUUUCAAUGCCAAAUAAUGAAAGUUUGAUUAGCAAUCUAUGUCAAAAUAAACUCCCAAUGAUCUCCAAUACACUGGAGAAUUUCUCACCAGAAGUUCUGGAGAAACUACUAAAGGAGUUGGGUACUAUAAGUUCUAUUUACUUCAAACCUAACUCAAAUAGGAAAAAAGGCAAAAAGUACGUCCAAAACAUAGUUAAAGGAAAGCAUAUAGAGGAACUGGAAAGCAUGGCGAAAAACGAAAUAUCCAGUAAGGCGAAUGAUGAUGUGCUGUUAGAUUUUGAUGACAGAGAUGAUGUAACGAAUACAAAUACAGGAAUGCUGAAUGCUUCGACCACUCUGGGCGAUUUGGAUGAUUUAUUUGAUUUCGGACCUUCUGAGGAUGCCACACAAACAAAUACAAAUGGUACCAAGACUGUUCAAGGGUUGAAGGAGCUGAAACUAGGUGACAAUUCAAAUAAUAUACCUUCCAGUGGUAAAAACAAUCUGGAUGCUUCGGGCAGCAGUGUAGUCUCACAGGAUCUGCUUGAUUUAUUUUGA
Molecule: messenger RNA, 2181 nt
Organism: Saccharomyces paradoxus
Lineage: Eukaryota; Fungi; Ascomycota; Saccharomycetes; Saccharomycetales; Saccharomycetaceae
Gene: APL2
Product: Apl2p
Exons: 1
Coding region: 1-2181 (726 amino acids)
Biological process (GO): vesicle-mediated transport; intracellular protein transport
Cellular component (GO): membrane coat
Molecular function (GO): clathrin binding
Source: RefSeq, a predicted model, not a curated record